This is a messenger RNA of Daucus carota subsp. sativus, 1680 nucleotides long. RefSeq lists its product as uncharacterized. The record is from RefSeq and is a predicted model, not a curated record. Lineage: Eukaryota; Viridiplantae; Streptophyta; Magnoliopsida; Apiales; Apiaceae. Gene Ontology annotation, cellular component: chloroplast. The transcript has 12 exons. The coding region runs from base 97 to 1362 and encodes 421 amino acids.
AAUUAUUUUAUUAUUUUUAUAUAAAAUAAUAACGAAACUGAAGUAUAUGAACUUGGCUUAUCCAAUGCCUUUGUUCCUCCAGUAGUGUAGUUGAAAAUGGCGAAAGGCAAGCUGGUGGACGGCCUGAAACAAUUUGCUGACAAGCAAUUUCAGGAACUCAAUCGUCGCUAUGGCCAGCAGUUUAUGGAAGUUUUGGAGUUCCCGAUAAAAGUCGUUUUAUCUCCUUUCACUCUUGCUUACGACAUUGCUGGUUCCGCUCCUCGUGGCUUCGGCGUCCCUGAGUUCAUCUCCAAGCUCUCUUUCUCCACUAUCUUCGUGGUUGCUACUCUCGGAACUUAUGAUAUUACAUUUGAGCUCGGAAAGAAGUUGUUGUGUCAAAGGAAUUGUCGGACCUGCAAUGGGUGGCAGGCACUGCAGUGCACUCUGUGCAAAGGUUCAGGGAAGGUGCAGUUUCAGGUUAAACAGUACACCUUGAGAAGUGGAGAAAAGGCAACAGCUGAAUGUAUUGCAGAUGCUAUUGCGGAUAAUCGAGCAGAGAUAGUGCAUCUUCCUUCUAGCAUGAAUUUUGGGGUGCCUUUGCCAUCGAAAGACUGUCCAGAUUGUGAUGGGUCGGGUGUGAUGAAAUGUCCUGAAUGCAAAGGAAAGCUACAAAUAAGGAUAUCUGCUGAUGAUAUUAUGGAGCCUCCAUGGAAAGCCUAUGACAUCAUGAGAAAAAUGGAUUACCCAUAUGAGCAUAUAGUUCAUAGCAUGAAAGAUCCCAGUAUCGCUGCAUUUUGGUUGAUUACUAUGCCCCAGAUUAUGGGAGGAUUUAAUUAUGAUGAUGAUGUCAAACAGAAAAUUUGGUGGCAGUACAAGGAAUCUAUGCGGUAUGAUGAGCUGAGAGAUGUGGUUGCCACACGCAAGCCUGGAUGGGAGCACUUGCAAGAAGCACUACAGUCUAUUGAUCCUGCCCGUGCUAAGGAUGAUCCUAUUAUUGUGAGAAACAUACCUUACUACAGGGCCAAGAAGGCGCUCGAAGCAGAAGUGAUGAAGCUUGAUGCUCCCCCACGGCCUCAAAACUGGGGAGAGCUUAGUCUUCCGCUAGAUGCAUCUUCAUGGACCGAAGAAGAUCGCAAAGAUCCCAGAAAGUUGGAUGAAAUGAGAGUUCUUCUAAAUGCGCAAAGAGAAAUAGCAGACAAAAUGUUGGAUGCCCAGUGGGAAGCUAAGUGGCGUCAAGAACAGCUGAACAAAAUGCUGAUCGAGAAGGUACAGCCAUACAUCCAGAAAAUAGAUAAUAAUGUCCUGCCGAGGCCUAUAUUACAACCUCAGACGUCUUCAGAGAAAAAGAGAAAGACUAGGCAGCGUCGAUGGUGGUUAUUUUGAUCAGUUGGUGAAUGCUGACAAAAAUUAGCACAUGUAUAAUCUCAAGCCAGUGGUCAAAUAUAAUUCCUCACAAUCAUGUAAUCUCACUGCUCUCUCUCAAGUGAGGUAGCACAAAAAGUAUUAAGAUUUAGGCAUUCAGUAUGAAGAUAGCAAAAUUUACUAUAACCAAAGUCAUUGAGAAAUAUGCCUAAAUUGUUAAAGAUGCAUCAGCUCUGCUAUUUAUAAUACAAUGUUUAUAAUACACUGAUUAAUGUACUGAGCAGCCUUUUCUCUGAAAGCUUUCAAAUUUAAUGGGAGAGAUUAAUUUAGAUUUAUGUA